AUGAAUCACCUUGGUUUUGUCUUCUUCACACUUCUGCUAUUAGCAGUUCUCAGUUCAUUAGCCUUCUUUGCAAUGCGUCGCAAGCGGCUCGCGAGAGAAGCGGCUGUAUUGCCUACAUAUCACCAAGUAUCUCAUCACCGAUCAGCGUCUAUAAGCAACUUCAAUACUGGUCGCAAGAACGAAUCAGUCUUUGUCUAUGAUGAAAAGAUGAAUCUCAUACACAAUUCUGGCAACCCAUCUACUACAGCGGUUCCUGAAAUCCACAUUACAUUUCCCGAUGAAGACGAAAAGCCUGGCAGCAGUCAAAAGGGCCGUGUUGUGGUGGUCCAUAUUACUGAUUCAGGUAGCGUUGGAAUGGAGCCAUUGAACCGCGACAUCCUUCCACCAUACCAAAAGGAAGAUGCCGACCGAUUCCAGUCUCUGGACCUUGAAAGAAUUGGUGGGCUACGAGAAAAAGAAAGCUCAGAUCGAAGAUGGUCAUAG
This is a messenger RNA of Exophiala aquamarina CBS 119918, 483 nucleotides long. RefSeq lists its product as uncharacterized. NCBI's taxonomy places the organism in Eukaryota, Fungi, Ascomycota, Eurotiomycetes, Chaetothyriales, Herpotrichiellaceae. The transcript has a single exon. Bases 1 to 483 code for a protein of 160 amino acids. The record is from RefSeq and is a predicted model, not a curated record.